AUGACCAACAAUAUCGACUUUGUGUCAGCUAUCCAUUGUGGCCAUUCAGAAUCAAAGUUAACUAGAUCAAAUUCUGACGCACCUUUCAAAUCGAUACGCAGAGUUCGUUUUCCUGAAGAUGACAAACUUAUAUCAGAUUAUUUAGAACCAUUCCGAUUAAUUCCAGAUAAUUGUUCAAGUGAAGAACUUCAGGCGGCGUACUUUUCUUCUUGUUUUGAGCAUAGAAUAACUCCCAUUAAUUUUUUGUUAGAACAAAUAAAGGGAAUCGAUUUAUCGAUUUGUAAUGAACGUUACAGUCGUCUAAGCCUAAGAGGUAUUCGAUUGAAUCGAUUUCAUAUUGAAUCAAUGGAGGCAAUAUUUCAGCGUGCACAUUUUAGAGUAAUUGAUCUAGAAAAUACAUUUUUAGACGAACAGUCUGCUUCGUCACUGUUUGAUAUGUUACUGCAUUAUGAAAGUUGUACAGAUCUAAGUAUAAGUUUAAAUUUAAACAAAACUCUUCCUAGUCAAGCUUGGAGUCGUUGUGUUAAUUUCAUGCGAAAGUCAUCUGCUCUACGUCGAUUCACACUGAGUCAUACUCCAUUACGCUUAGAAAAUUUUCAUGGUCUAAGUUUCUAUGGUCUAUGCUUGGAACGUUUACAUUUUAUUGAUUGUAAUUUAACCGGUCAAGCAUUAUAUGGACUUAUGCAAUGGUUGUACAUCCUUUGA
Molecule: messenger RNA, 705 nt
Organism: Schistosoma mattheei
Lineage: Eukaryota; Metazoa; Platyhelminthes; Trematoda; Strigeidida; Schistosomatidae
Source: the annotation of a GenBank genome assembly